UAAGAUUUUAAUGAAGGAGGGGGAGGAGGUGGUGGUGGUGAAAGGGGCAAGUCAUGUUUUGUUUGCUACGGGACGGGUGCCGAAUACGGAGCGGUUGAAUGUUGGUGCUGCCGGGGUGGAGUUGGAUGAGAAGGGGUAUGUGGUGACGGAUGAGUUUCUGAGGACUUCUGCGACGUCGAUUUAUGCGAUUGGGGAUGUGAAGGGGCCGCCGGCGUUUACGCAUGUUUCUUAUGAUGAUUUUCGGGUGCUGAGGUCGGCGUUGUUGGAGAAAAAGGGAAAGGAUCAGGGAUCGAGGAUGUCCAUUGCGGAGCGGAAUGUGCCGUAUGUGGUGUAUACGGAUCCGCAGUUUGGGCAUGUUGGGUUGCAUGAGUAUGAGGCAAGGGAGAAGUUCCCCGACAAGAAGAUAUUGACAGCGCAGAUGCCCAUGAGUUAUGUGGCUAGAGCAUUGGAGACGGACGAGUCACGGGGUGCUAUGAAGGCUGUGGUUGAUGGGGAAACUGGAUUGAUUCUGGGAUUCUCGUGCCUGGGUGCUGAGGGGGGUGAAUUGAUGAGUGUGGUGCAGACGGCAAUGAUGGGGAAUUUGCCUUAUCAGAAGUUGCAAGAUGCGGUGUUUGCUCAUCCUACUUUUGCGGAGAGUUUGAACAAUCUUUGGGGGUUUCUGAAGUGACUGGAUACUUGUCUGAUUAUCGAUGCUGUUUAUACUCAUGGUAAGGUCUAUAUGAUGAGGGAUGAACUAAGCAUGCUGGCCAGGCUGACUACAUAGUGUCCGCUAAUUGUAUAUUUUUAACUCUUUGUC
Molecule: messenger RNA, 796 nt
Organism: Aspergillus sclerotioniger CBS 115572
Lineage: Eukaryota; Fungi; Ascomycota; Eurotiomycetes; Eurotiales; Aspergillaceae
Exons: 1
Coding region: 11-667 (218 amino acids)
Molecular function (GO): oxidoreductase activity; flavin adenine dinucleotide binding
Source: RefSeq, a predicted model, not a curated record